This is a messenger RNA of Pseudonaja textilis, 3228 nucleotides long. RefSeq names its product GC-rich promoter binding protein 1 like 1 (gene GPBP1L1). Lineage: Eukaryota; Metazoa; Chordata; Lepidosauria; Squamata; Elapidae. Gene Ontology annotation, molecular function: DNA binding; RNA binding. The record is from RefSeq and is a predicted model, not a curated record. Gene Ontology annotation, biological process: positive regulation of DNA-templated transcription; DNA-templated transcription. Gene Ontology annotation, cellular component: nucleus.
UCCGGCCCUCGGCCGGUCCGGGCAGCCAUUUUGGGCAGAGCUUUGUUAUGAUUCGGUCUGAGGAACUGAAGCUACGGAGAGAGUGAGGGGGCGAGUUGGGGCCUGGUUCUGUAAGCACGGCCUUGCGUGGAAAAAAAAAAAGAGAGAGAGAGAGAGAAGAGGAGCUGGACUUUAAGGAGGGAGUUGAGUGGCUGCCAGCGUCGGGGGAAGAAACUGAGAGUACUUCGUGAAUUCUACUCAUUUUGAUGGAAGAAGACCAUUGCCCAAAUGGGAACUCUUGAUUAAAAUACAGCCAUUUUUUUCUCUAUUUUUAAAAGCAGCAAUUCAAAUACGGUAGAAGGAUAGCUUGCCAGUUUGGUCCUUUGCUUUUAGGUUAACUGAAUGCAUAACUAGAAACGGUAGGAAGACAGUAAUAAUUGAAUCUUGUAUCUUUAAGUUGCUUUUAGUUCCUUACCAAGGAAACUUAAGUGACUAUGUGAAAAGCCUUUCAAAAUAGUGUUUUUAAGAAAACUUAAUUUUAGCAACCAUUAAAAAUGAAUCCUGCAUUUUAGCAAAUAAUAAGAACAAAGAGUUACUAUACGAGAAUUUGCAAGACUCCUCAGCAUCUUCUCCCCGUCCCUUUGUUUCAAGUUUAUUUGUUGCAGAAGAUGAACAAAGUGGAUUUGUGAAAUUCACCGUUAAUUACCAUGCUUUUCUGAAUGCUGUACAAAUUUGACAACUACUUUUGUAAUGUAAUAGCUGAAUUACACAGCAUUGUGACAACAGGGAACAGUUUAAUGAGGUGAAUGUAGUUGUAGUUUUCCAAAAAUGCACACUGCAUUUUAGGUUUUUUUUUUCUCAUAUGAGUUCAGAGAGCAUUUAAGAUGAGCAGCUAGAGGGUUAAGGGGUGCAGUCAGCACGAAGUGCGGCUUCUCGUGCUUCCUUUGGGACUCACCAUUGCCACACAGCUGGCAUAGGUGCACCCUGGCGAAGGAAGGAAUCUGGAAAUCAAAGUAUUCAAGUGAGAGUGGACUGCAAAGGCCAAUCUGGCUCCUGGCCAUGAGGUUUGAUGCCUCACUUCAUUGAAGAGAGACACUGGACCUAAAUGGCGCAGCAUGACUUUGUUCCUGCCUGGCUUAACUUCUCUACGCCACAGUCUGCCAAGGCUCCUGGAGCUACUUUUGAAAAGCAUGGAGAACAUCUUCCUCGAGGAGAAGGCCGGUUUGGUGUAAGCCGAAGACGGCACAACUCUUCUGAUGGUUUCUUUAAUAAUGGCCCCCUCAGAACUGCUGGAGACUGUUGGCAUCAGCCUUCCCUGCACCGCCAUGAUUCUGUGGAUUCUGGUGUUUCUAAAGGAACUCAUGUUGGGCUAGCUGGCAGUCAACCAGGUUGGCAUGGUUCUUCACGUGGCCAUGAUGGCAUGAGUCAGAGAGGUGGAGGAACUGGAUCUCAUCGCCAUUGGAAUGGCAAUUUCCACUCCCGAAAGAAUUCAGCUUUUCAGGAAAAGCCAACUGCUGAAGCUAGGGAGGAGAAGGAAGAAAAGGAGAAAUUACAGUUUGAGGAGGAAGAUUUUCCAUCAUUGAAUCCAGAAGCUGGAAAACAGCACAGCCAGGGUAAACCAGCUGGAACUCCAUCUGGUGUUUGGGAAAAUCCUCCUAGUGCCAAGCAACCUACCAAGAUGCUGGUCAUCAAAAAGGUUUCAAAAGAGGAUCCUGCUGCUGCCUUCUCAGCUGCAUUCACAUCACCAGGACCUCAGCUUUCAAAUGGCAACAAGGCAACCCCCAUUGUCCCAAGUGUCUACAAAAAUCUGGUUCCUAAGCCUGCAGCACCCCCAUCAAAGCCAAAUCAAUGGAAAGCUAACAGAAGUGAACAUAAACCAAGCUCACUAACCUCCAGCCGUGAUUCAGCUUUUACCAGUCCUGUGUCUGUAACCAAACCAGCUGUGUUAACCAGUGGCUCUGUCCUCACCUCUUCCAAAGAGAGUCCCUCCAGUACCACCCCUCCUAUUGAAAUAAACUCCUCUCGCUUGACAAAGCUGAUGCGCCGCACCACAGAUAAGAAGAGCGAGUUCUUAAAAGCUCUGAAGGAUGACAGGAACGGAGAAUUGCCAGAGCGCCAUGAGAACAGCAAACUGGAGGAUGUGAAUGGUGGCAGUACAGCAGAACCAAAGGAAAACUGGGAGGAGAACUGCCAUCAGAAUGGGCUUUCUUUGCCUUUGGAAGAGAAUCUUUCUCAUUCUUUAGAAGCAGAACACAGAUUACUGAAAGCAAUGGGAUGGCAGGAAUAUCCUGAGAAUGAUGAGAAUUGCCUUCCCCUCACAGAGGAUGAGCUCAAAGAGUUCCAAAUAAAGUCAGAGCAGCUAAGAAGAAAUGGUUUUCGGAAGAGUGAAUUUCUUCGAGGCCAAGGCAGCAGUCAACUAUUCUCCCACUGGAGAAGCACUUUUAAGACAGAGUUUGAAGAGUCAGACACAGAAACAAGUAGCAGUGAAACUUCUGACGAUGAUGCCUGAAGUUGGGCACCAAAAAUCCAUUAUAUAAAAACAACCCAGCAAACUCAGUUUGUAGUUCAGCACAUAAAUGUUUGGGGUUCGAAUGAAGCAGAGUUUAUUCUAUCUCAAGCCUGUUCAGUUUUUUAUUGUUGAAAACUUCAUGCACAAGGGAAAGAAUUAUAUCCCAAAGAAGAAAGCUAUUGGCUUACUACUUUUUGAUUUUGCCCUUCUGUGCUUCAUUAGAGAACAAUCCAUUCCGCCUUCUGGAGCAAGGCAUGGGUUCAGUCUCAUCAGGAGCAGGAUGCAAAAGACUUAAGUUGGGCAACCACAAGCUUCUCAUACUGCCGUCCACAUUGCAAAAUGUUGUGCGGCAAUAAUGUGCUAAAACAAUCAUUGUCAAUGACAAAAUGGCUACGGAAGUUCUAAUUGUGUUAAAUUAAUGCUAAUAACAUGGAACUUUUUUUAUUUUUUGGCGGCUCGGGGAGCUUCAUCACUUAACCAGGCGUGUUUGGUUUUUCUUUUGGGGGGGGUACAGCUGUAAAAUAUUUGGAUAUAGGAAUUGUUUGUGUUCUUGCAACCUUGAUAUUCAGGGUGGAUUGUUAAAAUAUAAAAUUUUUGUGGGAUUUCAAAGAUUAAGAUUAUUUUGAUAACAUUAUUUACAGAUUUAAAAAAGUGACUAUCACAUUGAGUCUGUAUGAGGGGAAAACUACUGCAUCAAAAGAUAACUAACUUGGAAUAAAUAUUUUGCAUCAGUUUGCCAA